Molecule: messenger RNA, 2483 nt
Organism: Morone saxatilis (striped sea-bass)
Lineage: Eukaryota; Metazoa; Chordata; Actinopteri; Moronidae
Gene: pgm5
Product: phosphoglucomutase 5
Exons: 11
Coding region: 1-1704 (567 amino acids)
Biological process (GO): myofibril assembly; carbohydrate metabolic process; striated muscle tissue development
Cellular component (GO): sarcolemma; cytosol; cell-substrate junction
Molecular function (GO): phosphoglucomutase activity; magnesium ion binding
Source: RefSeq, a predicted model, not a curated record
AUGGAGACGAGCCCCAUCCCGGUGCUGACGGUCCAAACGGCCCCCUUUGAGGACCAGCGGCCUGGUACCAACGGGCUGCGGAGGAAGACAGCGGUGUUCGAGGGGAAGAAGAACUACCUGCAGAACUACAUCCAGAGCGUGUUGUCCUCCAUCGACCUGCGGGACCGACAGGGCUGCACCAUGGUGGUGGGGAGCGACGGCCGCUACUUCAGCCGAGCUGCCACCGAGGUGAUAGUGCAGAUGGCAGCUGCCAAUGGGAUUGGUCGUCUGGUAAUCGGCCACAAUGGCCUCCUGUCCACCCCUGCUGUUUCCUGCAUCAUCAGGAAGAUCAAGGCCAUCGGUGGGAUCAUCCUCACAGCUAGUCACAACCCCGGAGGCCCCGGUGGAGACUUUGGAAUUAAGUUCAAUGUGGCAAAUGGAGGCCCAUCUCCGGACACAGUGAUGGAGAGGAUCCACCAGGUGAGCCGGACGCUCGAGGAGUAUGCAAUCUGCCCCGAUCUGCGCAUUGACCUGUCCAGGCUGGGAAGGCAAGAAUUUGACCUGGAGAACAAGUUCAAACCUUUCAGAGUGGAGAUCGUAGACUCUGUUGAGGUGUAUCUACAACUGCUGCGAAACAUCUUCGACUUCAAUGCCAUUAAAAGUCUCCUCACAGGCCAGGAUCAAGUCAAGAUACACAUAGAUGCCAUGAACGGAGUGAUGGGCCCCUAUGUACGUAGGAUCCUGUGUGAUGAGUUGGGAGCUCCUGCUAACUCUGCUGUCAACUGUGUCCCUCUGGAGGACUUUGGUGGCCGACCUCCAGAGCCUAACCUGACCUACGCCACCUCUUUGGUAGAUGCCAUGAAAGGAGGUGACUUUGGCUUUGGAGCUGCAUUUGAUGCAGAUGGGGACCGGUACAUGAUCCUGGGGGAAAAUGGCUUCUUUGUGAACCCGUCAGACUCAGUGGCCAUCAUGGCUGCCAACCUCUCCACCAUCCCCUACUUCAGACAGCUAGGAGUCAAGGGCUUUGCAAGGAGUAUGGCGACCAGCACCGCCCUUGACAGGGUAGCCAAAGCCAUGAAACUGGCGCUGUAUGAGACUCCCACAGGCUGGAGGUACUUUGGGAACCUGAUGGAUUCUGGGCGUUGUUCCCUCUGCGGGGAGGAGAGCUUUGGGACAGGUUCAGACCACAUUCGAGAGAAAGAUGGCUUGUGGUCGGUGUUGAUGUGGUUGUCCAUUAUGGCCGCGAGGAAACAGGGUGUGGAGCAGAUUGUCCGAGAACACUGGGCCAAGUUUGGACGUAACUACUUCUGCAGGUUUGACUAUGAGGGCCUGGACCCACGUGCAGCUUUUUACCUGAUGAGGGAUCUGGAGACUGUAAUCUCCGACAAGGCAUUCACCAACCAGAAGUUUGCCGUAGGAGACCACAUAUACAGCGUGGAGAGGACCGACAACUUUGAGUACAUCGAUCCUGUGGAUGGAACAGUGGCUCGAAACCAGGGUUUAAGGAUCAUCUUCACUGAUGCGGCCCGCCUGGUGUUUCGGAUGAGCGGGAGUGGAGGAGGAAUGGGUGCCACCAUCCGCAUUUAUGCCGAGAACUUCGAAAGAGACCCUGAGAGACAAAACAGGGAGACGCAGGUGGUGCUGGGCCCUCUCAUUGCCAUUGCCCUGAAGAUCUCCAACAUGCACGAGAGGACAGGACGCCGCGGCCCUAAUGUCAUCACAUGAGCAACCAGGAAAACACAUGCAUGCACACACAUGCAUCUACCUGCUCACACAGAGAAACAUACCCUCAAAAUACUCUUUCCUGUGCUUAUCUGCCUUUUUUUUUUUAAUCCCUUCUUUCUAAUUUCGUUCUCAUUUUUCUUUAACUGAUGACUAAACUGAGGGUGCUUUAUCUUUCAAAGAGAAAGUUAAUGUUUUACCCUGUUCUCGCAAUUGUUUAUUGAUAACUAUCAUCCAUCAGCUAUGGAAAACUUCCAAUAUUCAGUGUCUAAACCAGGGAGGCUAUUUAAUUAUUGCCAUGGAUAAAUAAUGAAAAAUAUGUAAACAGCAAACAUAUUAUGAAUGUGCAGACUGACCGUUAAUUUUUGUGGCUUGCUUUUAUGGAGACUUAUUGACUAAGAGAGCUUAAGAGAGUCAUUUUUUAAUUCACCAUGCUGUUUUUCUAUAACAGUUCAGUGUUCACUUUUCAUAUUGCUUGUACCUGUCUUCUCAUAUAUGUCACAGUGGUUUUUUUUUCCAGCCAUUUCAUGCAGAAGUAAUCCGACUGUUUACCAAAUGUAAAAUAAAACAGGCAUUGCAUCACGACUAAUAUAUCAGUGAAUUUAAUUGAAAUUUGAUAUAAAAAUAAUGUUAAUGCAUAUCUCAACUCGUGUUUACUACCUAAGGACAGUACAAUUGAGCUUUUUCUUUAAUUUGUCGGUUUAGGCCUUUGGGAAUGCAUAUAACCAUAUUUGAAUAUAUUAUUUCUUUUUUUUAAUCCAAAUAAACUUUUUUUGUGUGUA